Molecule: messenger RNA, 2555 nt
Organism: Carya illinoinensis
Lineage: Eukaryota; Viridiplantae; Streptophyta; Magnoliopsida; Fagales; Juglandaceae
Product: ATP-dependent DNA helicase Q-like 3
Exons: 19
Coding region: 163-2403 (746 amino acids)
Biological process (GO): double-strand break repair via homologous recombination
Cellular component (GO): cytoplasm; chromosome
Molecular function (GO): four-way junction helicase activity; 3'-5' DNA helicase activity; nucleic acid binding
Source: RefSeq, a predicted model, not a curated record
AUGUCCUCAGGCUCAGAGAACAGAACUCCGAUUCUUUUGUGUCUAUUUUUCUGGGCUUCAGUUUCUCUUCGUUUUCUGAUUCUUACCAAACAUAUUUAGAAAAAUAAGGGAAAGCUUGAGAAAGUGGUUGUGUUUGGUUUCAGAGCUUCGAUAGGACUGGAAAUGAAGAAAUCACCGCUGCCGCUACAGAGCAUUCGCGGUUCCGUGAAGCAGGUUUGCGGAAAGGAAGCUCUGGUGAAGCUUCUGAGGUGGCAUUUCGGUCAUGCUGAAUUUAGAGGCAGGCAGUUUGAAGCUAUCGAAGCUGUUCUCUCGGGGAGAGAUUGUUUUUGUCUGAUGCCAACUGGUGGAGGGAAGUCAAUGUGUUAUCAGAUCCCUGCACUGGCGAAACCUGGAAUUGUGCUUGUUGUUUGUCCUCUAAUAGCAUACAUCCUAACUUCUUGCAUUGUUGGGUGUUCAUUUUACAUCUCAGCCUUAAUGGAAAACCAAGUGAUCGCAUUGAAGGAGAAAGGAAUUGCGGCUGAAUAUCUCUCUUCAAACCAAACAUCACACGCCAAAAACAAGAUCCACGAGGACCUUGAUUCUGGAAAACCAUCGCUUAGGCUGCUGUAUGUAACGCCAGAAUUGAUUGCAACUCCUGGGUUCAUGUCAAAGCUGACUAAGAUCUAUGCUAGAGGGUUGUUGAAUCUCAUUGCCAUAGAUGAGGCACAUUGUGUCUCAACUUGGGGUCAUGAUUUCAGGCCUAGCUACCGUAAGCUUUCAUCCCUGCGGAACCAGCUUCCUGAUGUACCAAUUUUGGCUUUGACAGCUACUGCUGCUCCUAAAGUUCAGCAGGAUGUGAUAGAGUCCUUAUGCUUGCAAAACCCGUUAGUCCUUAAAUCAUCUUUUAAUCGUCCUAAUAUAUAUUAUGAAGUUCGAUACAAAGAUCUUCUAGAUGAUGCCUAUGCUGAUUUGUCUAACUUACUCAAAGUGACUGGAGACGUUUGUGCAAUUGUAUAUUGCCUUGAACGUACAACCUGUGAUGACUUGUCUGCUCAUCUAUCAAAAACUGGCAUUUCAUCUGCUGCUUAUCACGCAGGACUGAAUAAUAAAGUGCGGACAUCUGUCUUAGAUGAUUGGAUUUCUUCUAAGAUACAAGUAGUAGUGGCCACAGUAGCUUUUGGGAUGGGUAUUGAUAGAAAGGAUGUCAGAAUUGUUUGCCACUUUAAUAUUCCAAAGUCAAUGGAAGCCUUCUAUCAAGAGUCAGGUAGAGCUGGCCGCGAUCAGUUACCCUCAAAAAGUCUCUUGUACUAUGGAAUGGAUGAUCGCAAAAAAAUGGAAUUUAUUCUUAGCAAUAGUGAGAAGAAGAAGUUACAGUCCUUGAGGUCAGAGGAAGGAUUGUCAAAAAAGUCAUUGACUGACUUCAUUCAGAUGGUUGAGUUUUGCGAAGGUUCUGGAUGCCGAAGGAAAAAGAUUCUUGAGAGUUUUGGGGAACAGGUACCUGCAUCACUAUGUAGAAAAUCAUGUGAUGCUUGCAAACAUCCAAACUUAGUGGCCAAGUAUUUGGAGGAACUCACAACUGCUUGUGCUGUUCGGCAGAAAAGUAGUUUUUCUCAAAUUUUUAUAAGCAGCUCCUCAGAUAUGAUUGACGGAGAACAAUUAUCUGAAUUCUGGAAUCGUGAUGACGAUGAGACAAGAGAUUCUGAUGAGGAUAUAUCUGACUAUGAUGACAAUACCACUAAAGGUGUUCGGAGCCUAGCAGGGUCAAAGUUACCAUCACAUUUGGGACUAGAUGAGAAGAUGGAGUUUUUGCAGCGUGCGGAAGAAAGAUAUUACCAGAAUAAUAUCUCUGAUAGACAGAAUAAGAAACUAGAGAAGAAUGUCAUAUCUGAGACUUUGAGGGAAUCAAGCAAGCAAAGAUUACAAAAUGCUCUAAAGCAGGCUCAGCAGCGGCUUGGCAACUUGAAAAUUGAAGUGGAAACGUCCGCUUGUUUCCUUGAAAAUGAGUGCUACAAGAAAUAUGGGAAGACUGGAAAAUCAUUUUAUUAUUCACAAGUGGCGAGUACUGUAAGGUGGCUGUCAACCACAAGUUUGUCGGAGUUAACUACUCGGCUUGGCACUGCCACCAGUUUGACCUCGGAGGACAUUUUGUCUAAAGCAGAGCCUUCUACAACAUCAUUGCCUUUGUUGGAUCAAGGACCAACAAAAUUCACAAGCGAAGAGCUCAAUGGCAACUCUAGAUCGGAGAUUUCAUUAGGAGUUUCACCACUACAAAGUACUUUGUCUAGUACAGAGCUUCCGGUAAUUCCAUCGUUCUCCGAUUAUGUCAACGGCAGUAAGGCAAAAGGAAGCCUAACUAAUACCUCACAAGAGCAAUUACCUAGAACAACAGUUCAGAAGAACCCCGGGAAAAGGAUGAAAUUGUAAAAAGGUUUUUUUUAUUUUUUAUUUUUUAAGUAAUUAUUACUUCGGUUCAUGAUUCUAUGGAUGUACACAACCAUUAUAGUUCUGUGUAUUUUUUCCUAAUUAACCAUUACUAGUUUUUUCCCCCUAAAUUGCACCUUACUAGUUUUUUUCUA